CGGGGCGGUUUUCCAUCACGGCUGUAUUCCAGCAGGAGAUCAGGGAAGAACAUCGCCCUGUACAGCAGCGGGGAUUCCUCACCGCGAAGGCCGGGACUGGAGCUCUGACUGCCGGGGAGAGACGCACGCACAGCCCGGUAACGCUCUGGAUGUUUGUUUUGGUUGGAGCGAGCCCGGCAGAGAAAGACACAGAGGGGAGAGAAGCAGGGAGACAGAUGGAAAGAUGGAGACCCCAGUGUGAAAAGGUAGCUCAGCUAAGAUAAACAAAGCUCGGCUGGGGUAGACGAAGCUAGUAAACUUCCAGAAUCAUGGCUGAGAUGCUGUUUAGUUUAUCAGCCAACAGGCGCAUCGUCGCCGGCCUGCUGGUCAACUUGCUGUCCUCCAUCUGCAUUGUCUUUAUAAACAAGUGGAUCUACGUACACUAUGGUUUCCCCAACAUGACCUUGACCCUUGUUCACUUUGUGGUCACCUGGCUGGGACUCUACGUCUGCCAAAAAAUGGACAUUUUCUCUCCAAAAAGGCUCCCAAUUCGCAGGAUUGUGUGGCUGGCUCUGAGCUUCUGUGGGUUCGUGGCCUUCACCAACCUUUCCCUGCAGAACAACUCAAUAGGAACGUACCAGCUGGCUAAAGCCAUGACCACACCCGUCAUCAUCCUCAUCCAGACCACCUACUACAAGAAGACCUUCUCCACUAAGAUUAAACUGACACUGGUGCCCAUAACGUUAGGGGUGAUAUUGAACUCCUACUACGAUGUGCGGUUCAACCUGCUGGGAACAACGUUUGCGUCGCUGGGUGUUCUGGUGACAUCGCUUUACCAAGUGUGGGUGGGGGCUAAACAACAUGAGCUCCAGGUGAACUCCAUGCAGCUCCUGUACUAUCAGGCUCCUCUGUCGUCGGGCUUCCUGCUCUGCGUUGUUCCUCUGUUUGAGCCGAUGACUGGAGACGGAGGAAUAUUUGGACCCUGGUCUCUGCCUGCUCUGGCCACAGUGCUGUUUUCGGGUGUGGUGGCGUUCCUGGUAAACCUGUCCAUCUACUGGAUCAUCGGAAACACCUCAGCUGUCACCUACAACAUGUUUGGUCAUUUUAAAUUCUGCAUCACUCUAAUUGGAGGAUACCUGCUCUUCCAUGACCCGCUAUCACUUAACCAGGCACUGGGGAUCCUGUGUACCCUGGCAGGCAUCCUGUCUUACACUCACAUCAAGCUGGCUGAACAAGAGGAGGGGAAGAGCCGCCUGGCUCAAAGACCAUAGCCUGACUCACCUGUCAAUCAACUGCACGGAUUAACUGUCCGCAGUGUGACCAGCUGCCAGAGACCUCUUUAUAUAUAUGUUUUUUAUUUUAUUAUGAGUAUUUUUGUAGGAGAGGAAAGAAUUUAAUCGUGCUUGCUCUACAACACUGAUCCUUUAUGGUUUUAAGGGAAACUGAAGCUCAUCACACUGGCAGCUGGACUCUUAAGACUUUUUCAGAUGCUGAAAUGAAGAUAAAAAAGUUGUGCUAACAUAAUGAAAUGGGAAAAUAUGGACAUAUCAGACAAUAACAUCUUUGUUUUCAUGUAAAACAGAUAAAAUAACACGCACAACUUUUCUUUUUUCAAACAGCUUUUACACAGACAUUUGCAGGAGGUCAAAUUCAGCGUCAUUUCUUCCCAGAACUUACUGCUGUUUGUGCCGACAGAACAUUUUAUACAUUUGGUGUGUAUGGUUUCCUAUCAACUGAUCAAAUGGAGACCACGGGUUUGUUAUCAUAGGCUGGGCAGAUUUAAAGGACUGUUCUACAGAUAGAUGUAAAUCUAUUAAUCUGUUCUUGUUAAGCAAGUUGUGUGUACGUACUGUUUCUGGACUCUGAACAGUCCUAUAAGGGAUUUGUCAUUUAAAUGAAAACAUUUUUGCUUUAAAUUAACAUUUGCUUUAUAAUUUUAAAUAACUGCUUUGCUGCAAGAUUCAGAACAUCCAUACAUAGAAAAUGAUGGACUAUCCACUGUACUACACUAUGUCCACUUGCCAAAGGGGAAAGAGAGGGUAAUCCUCCCUUUCUGUGUGUUUGUAGUUAAGUUUAAACCAUGAUUAUUCACAUACACUUUUUGUAUACUUCGACACUGGCUUAGAUGAUGACAAACGAUAGUCCAGCUAUUUUCAGGCUUUCCACAUGAAUAUUUCAACAGACGCCUGAAAAAAACAAUCAACCAGUAUUUGCCACAAGUGUUGUGUAAUACACACUUUUGAGCCUAAGAACAAAUUACAUUGCCAAUCAGAAGCUAAUAAUGUAGAAAGUCACAAAUUCACUCGUCAUAGUAAAUUUAAGUUGAACUGGACAUAAAAAAGUAACAUGGAUUUACUUUUUUUUCCCAUCUGGGAAUCCACUGUAGUGAUUCAAGUGACCGAUUUCAUUGCAUAUUUUUGCUGUUUUAAUGUUGAUGUGACUGAGCCUAACCAGAAACAACAACAAUGUUGGUACGCAGUCUUUUUUAUUGUUAGGGAUUAAAUAGUUUUUUCUUGUUUACUAAGUGUUUAAGGUUAACAUCAUUUCAGUUUUUAGCUCUCAUUCAGUGUUGCUUUGAUUAAUUUAGACGUUUAAUUUUAUUGUAUUCUUUACUUUUUAUUUUGUAGCAGAACUUGUUAAAUUUUGUUGACUGCCCCUGUGAUGUCCACCUAGUUGAUUUCUACAAUUUUUUUGUUCCAUUUUGAAAAAACAUUUGAGAUGCUACCUCAGGAGGGAGUCUGAUCCAUUGUUUUGGUUGUGGACGCUCAGUCAGAUCACAGCGGGAUCACAGAUUAUGAGGGUCAAUCAGGCAGUGUGGAGGUCAACAAAGAAAAGCCAAGUGUGACCAAUCAAUCCCAGCUGAGAUCUGUUGUGUAUUUAAUAUUUGAAAAAUACAAUCAGUCAUUUCACUGCUGAAAUAAAACUCCAAUCACAGUGUCUGUGUCUGUGAUGUACUGCAGCCUCGCCAUGUAUAAUCUGACUGCGCCCGGACAGACACUCAAACAGAGCGCGCUCAGCUUCAGAGCAAAGCUGUGUCACUACUGUCCUGUCAAUUUACUGUGUUGAACAUAUUCAGUCUGCUGAAUAAAAACUGUUUCUGUGCUUCA
Molecule: messenger RNA, 3086 nt
Organism: Micropterus salmoides (largemouth bass)
Lineage: Eukaryota; Metazoa; Chordata; Actinopteri; Centrarchiformes; Centrarchidae
Gene: slc35e3
Product: solute carrier family 35 member E3
Exons: 8
Coding region: 309-1250 (313 amino acids)
Cellular component (GO): Golgi apparatus
Molecular function (GO): nucleotide-sugar transmembrane transporter activity; antiporter activity
Source: RefSeq, a predicted model, not a curated record